This is a messenger RNA of Nicotiana attenuata, 1206 nucleotides long. RefSeq lists its product as uncharacterized. Gene Ontology annotation, molecular function: zinc ion binding. The record is from RefSeq and is a predicted model, not a curated record. The transcript is spliced from 4 exons. Bases 1 to 1206 code for a protein of 401 amino acids. NCBI's taxonomy places the organism in Eukaryota, Viridiplantae, Streptophyta, Magnoliopsida, Solanales, Solanaceae.
AUGUUGGAGCAUACAAAUCCAGGAACGGUUACAAAGUUGCACAAAUCAGAAGAUGGAUGCUUUCUUUAUGCAUAUGUUUCGCUAUAUGCAUCUAUCAAGGGUUGGGAGCAUUGCAGACCGAUAAUGGUUGUUGAUGGAAGUUUCCUUAAAGCAACAUAUAAGGGUACCAUAUUGACUGCUUGCACACAAGAUAUAGCUGGAAAAAUCCUUCCACUUGCAUAUGCAAUUAUAAAUGGUACUUUUGGUGUUAGGGAAUGGAUGUGUAUAGUUUCAGAUAGAAGCGAAAGCAUCUUCAAUGCCACAAAAGCUGUGUACCCAGACGUACCACAUUGUAUUUGCAUAUUUCACUUGUGGCAGAAUGUCAAGCGCACAUUCAAGAAACAUCACAAACAAUUGAAGGAUAUCUUCUUUGCUUUGGCUAGAGCUUACACGAUAGAGAAGUUUGACUACCAUAUGACAGAGAUGUGCAAAAUUGAUCCGAGGGUGCAGCCUUACUUGUUCGAAAUUGGCUACGAAAGGUGGUCUAGGGCAUACUCCAAAGUGAAAAGGUCAAUGGUAAUGACUUCCAAUAUUGCAGAGUCAAUUAAUGCAGCAAACAAAGAUGCUAGAGAGUUACCAGUAAUGCGAUUGCUAGAGUACAUGACAAAUUUGCUACAACAGUGGAACAACAAAAACAGGAAAAGUGCAAUGGAGACAUCUACAGAGCUUGGCGAAAAGUACGACAAACUCUUUCGAGAAAAUCUGAUUGCAUCGGAGCAAAUGACGGUGAGGCCUGCUACGAAGCAGUCAUAUACUGUGCUUGAAGGGGUAAGGCGAAAUAUAGUGUGCCUUGAAGAGGGAACAUGUAAUUGCGGCAAAUUUCAAAUGGAUGAACUUCCAUGUCUGCAUGCUUGGGCGGUUUUGAAGAACCAGCAGCUGAAACCUGGCCAAUAUUGCUCUUUUUACUACAAGAAGGAUAACCUCCUUAGAACUUAUGAAUUUCCAGUGAAUCCGAUGCCAUAUGAGAGUUUAUCGGUAAUCCUAACAGAGGUGCUGGAAGAUGUGGUCCUACCACUUAAAGGGAGAAGGAAUGCAGGAAGGCCAAGAAAGGAAAGACUCAAACCUGCUUCAGAGAAAGAGUCUAAGAGGGCGUUUUCAUGUUCUUUGUGUGGACAAAGUGGUCACAAUAGAAAAAUAUGUAGGAAUCGACCAAAAAUAAAUAGUUGA